ACUCAGUUGAAAUCAGACUGCGGCUGGAUGAAGUUCUUUUUAAGAGUGUGACACCACAUAGUUUGAUAUUUCGUUGUUUUUCAAAUUGUUCGAUUCUUUUUCGAAUAAAUUUCAUUAUUUCUUUCAAAAAUAUUCUGUGUUUACAUUAGCGUUUGUGAAUUUUGACAAUUGAUAUGCUGAGAUUUGUUAAAGUUAAAACUGAAUAAUCGUAUAAAAACAACAUUAUCACUUGCAAAAUGACAAAAUUUUCAAUUGUUCUGUUGAACAUAUUUUGCAUCGGAAUAGUGGUCGUUUUGAGCGAUAAAUCGAGUGAUACAUUGGUGUACGUAAAUAAUUUGCAAACUAAACUGAAACUUCCACCAAACUCGAAUAUAAAUUUGGUCGUUGGAAACACUGGUGUUGGAAAAUCGACUUACGUUCACUAUGCAGCCGGCGAUUAUAGCAAAAUGAUUUCUCAUCGAUCGGGUCGAAAAUUGAAAAUUUUUGAUGGUUUAGAUCCUGAACUGAAUAGAACGACAUUUGCAACGGAAUCACGAACGCUUAUUCCAGAAAUGGUGAUCGACGAAGACGGAUAUGUGUGGUAUGAUUGUCCUGGCUUCGGUGAUACACACAACGAAACGGUCGAAAUUGCUACAUCGUUCCUAAUCAAAAAUAUCAUUGAAAAUGCAUCGUUUGUGAAAAUAGUGUUCGUCGUAGACUACGAAGCAGUAACUGAAGGCUACAAUCGCGAUGGAUUCGACAAAUUAUUAUCUGGUGCGACGCAAUUAAUCAAAAAUAUCGAACGAUACAAACAGAGUUUUUCGUUGGUGAUAACAAAGGUUCCGCAAUCCGAUGAAUUUGGUGAACUGCUCGAUGUUGAUGUUAAAAGUUCAGCGUUCGAUUUCAUUGAUAAGCAUCGCAAAUUUUUACAAACAAAAAAACUGAGCGAAAAAAAGAUUCAAUUGAUCGAUGCAUUGUUGGAACAAAAUGCAAGCGGUGAUUAUCCAAGAAUAUCGAUAUUUUGGCGACCCUCCCAAGCGGGAUCAUUCGAUGGUAUAAAUCGAAUGACUGAAGGUCGACGAAAAACUCGUGAAUCUAUACUUCAACACUGCUCGUACGUUGAAAUACAGAAUAAUGACUUUGGAUUUCCUCUGACGGCUGAAGCGCAAAUAGAAGUGCAUAAUAUAACAAAAAACUCAAUUGAUAACAUUUCGAACGAUCUACAGAGCAUCGUUAAUCAAGUACUGAACGAAAUACAGCUAGAAAUUGGAUCAGUCGACGAUUUUGAAGAGAAAUUGUAUUUGAUUGAACUUGCGAAACGUUGUGUCAAUGUGGUUCAAAACAAGACUGAUAACAAUGUGAUAGGACUGAAGCAACUGACUGAACGAUUGAAAAAAAUCAUUCAAACAUUUGAAAUUGAAACGAUUGAUAAGAGUGUUUUUGACCGAAUGGAACAUCAAGAUGUAAAUCUUCACAUAUUUCUAUCUCUUAUUGAAACCGAAGCAUCCCAAUCAAAUUCGGGCAAAAAUUAUGAUUCAUUUUUGGAAAAAAUCACCGAACGUUCUGCCAAAUGGGAGAGAAGUGUACAAGAACGUAUCAUGAAUGAAGCGCAACAUACAAUCGCAAACAUUUCCACCGUCUUAACGGAUGUUGAUACACAAAUAUUAGCCUUGGUAAAGAAACGUCUGCAAUCAAUCGAUCUAUUCCAAAAUCGAUUAGAGUGGCUGCACCUGCUGAAAGCCGACAUAAAUGCUAUUUCUGGCGAAUUCAAACUGGAAAAUAAAAUCAAGGAAUUUGAAGUAUUUAUCGAAUAUGUAAACAUAUCAUCAACCAAUUUCAAAUUACUGAAUAAUCUAAAGCGACUACGGAGCGAUUUAGUCCAAAUGAAAUUAUCAGCAAGCUCUGUAAUCACCGAUCCCGUAUAUGAUUGGAUGACAAAAUCGUCGAGUACGGUUGAUUAUUUGACAUCGCAAUACGAUUGGUACAGCUUUCUGCAGAAAACGUACAAUUUCUUCGGUAGUUACGAAGUUCAAAAGGAUAUCAGCCUAUAUAAUGUGGCUCAUUUAUCGGAUUGGGGAAAAAUCGAUAAGCCACAAGACCUUUUAGUUGAUGCAGACAAUUACAAUGAAUUCACCCAAAAAAUCACCACUUUGGAUUUUACGCCAACCGAAUGGAAUUUACGAGAAUUGAAUGAUAUUAUAAAUGUUACGUUGAAAUCUCGGCCGCAACAUGAAUACAAUGAUGAACACAGCAGCGUUACGAUCAAAGGGAAUUUUGUUAGGAGCUCAGAUAUUCUGCCAUUCACCACUAUAGUAUCUUUGAAACGAAUCAAUGUGUUUGUGGUGGACACAUUUUACGUCGACUGCAACUUGACGUUGAACCCAUUUAAUGAAGUGGAACUCAAUAUUCUGGCGCAUACAUGGAAUAUUCGACAAGAUGCCACAUUCCAUUUGAAUGGAGCCAAAGGUGCAAACCAAUAUCAACCGACAACAAGUGGAACAGCCGGAAGACAUGGUAUUCCAGGAACAAAUGCUGGCGACUUUUUUGGUUUCGCCAAUAGCGUCGUUGAUGGUGAUUUGUUAACGGUGGAAUUGAACGGAGGUAACGGUGGAAAUGGACAAGACGGGAGCGGUAGUGAAGAUUAUCGACAAACAUUCAAAAGUGUAGAACUCAAAGAAGAAUUGGUCGGUGAUAGCGUAGGAGAAGUCACAAAAACUUUAGUCGAAAAUUAUUUCAGUCGAAACGGAUUUUUUUUUUAUUGCUCAAGAAAUGACAUAUCAACUUUCAACAAUAUUCUAAUAAUUCGUGAUUAUGGUAGAAAAUAUAUGGAAUAUGUAUUAAUGCCAAGGGGGUGCUGUGGCAAGACUGGUCAAGGUGGUGAAGGUGGACUCGGUGGACACGAAGGCUACUUUACUUUCAUACGUGCAAACAAUAAGUCUGGUUUACCAAAACAUACGGGAAAUACUGGUUUCAACGGACUUAGCGGCAGUGAUGGAAGUGUCUGUAGUACUUAUCAACUUGAUGUUAGUGUAAUUUGUAAUUGGUCUUUCGUGCUUUGGUACAAAGUAAAGGCUAAAAUUCAGAAAAUGUCUAGCUCCCUAUAUUCUGGUUGUCCUGUUCGGUAUUCAUACAACGAAGAAAAAAUAGCGAAGCCAAAGCCGAAAUCGAACAAAUUAACCUAUGCAUUGGCAGUUGUUAAAUAUAAGACAUUUCUACUUGAAAAAAUGAGUUCUGAAUCGCUGUUGAAAACAAUACAGAACACGUACAAUGCGAUAGACUUCAAUUCAGAUAUAAAUAGCGCAUAUUUACCAACGGAGUUUGCAAUUGAAAUGAAUGCAUUGGAAAUGGAGUUUAUUCGGUUGAACGACCAUAUCAACAUGUUACCAAUGUACUCCAAUUUGCUGAAGAGAAUGGACGAAUACAGCAGAACAAAAGUGAAUAAUCUAUCAAAUGCUGAUCGAAAAUUACUUACUCAACUCUAUUUGAUCGCAUUAAGCAGAAAAAUGUCAAUAGAAAAUGCCCACAAUGGCGACUUAAUCGUGGAUAUUAAUAACGUUUUCCAUGUAAUCAGUGAAUACAUAGAAAAAUUGAAUGCAAAUGAACGAAUAAAUGUGAUCACCGAACAACGAGAUCGAUACAAAAACGAAUUACGCGAAAAAAUAACGAAGGCGAAUGAUUUUAUCAAAAAUGAUAUUGAACCAGAAAUUGAGAAAACCUAUACGGUUCUAAAUGUUGAAAUGCAAAAAACGCUCAAUGAGUCAAUUGCAUUGCAAGCCAAACAAAGGGUGAAAAUUCGACAAAAAGAAGAGAAAGCCAAUGAAAUCCGGCGAAUGGCGAUGAUACAUAAAUUGAUUGCUAUCGCAAAACUGGCUAUCGGCGUUUUGUCAUCUGCGUAUGAAGUUUUUUUCAAGCCUGUUGACCUCUUAACAAGUGAAACCGAUAGAACUGGCAGAACAGUGUCAAAAACAUCGACAAUUAUUGAAGAAAACUAUCAAGAGAAGUUGAAUCUGAUGGAUAGCGAAUUAGGUCAAUUGGUGUCCUUUGUGAAUGGCAAUGAGGAUAGUGGAAAAAAUCGUUUCAGUAAACGUUUAAUCGAUUUACACUCACAGGUGAAACGAGUAAAAUUGGAACAAUCAUACAGUCGAACAUCGAUUUUAUUGCUUGAGUGCACUGAAUUCAUUCAACACACUCUUACCAAUCCGACCAACGAAACUGCACCAGGAAUUUUACAACGAAUGAAAAAAACAUCAAAUUUUUUCGUUGCCAUCGCAUCGAAUUAUCAGAAUUAUCGGCAAUAUUCGGAAGAUGAUGGGAAACUUGAAGAAAUCAGCAAGUCAAUAAAUCAAGAUAUGAAAACUCUAACAGAGCUAAUGCGAUUGGAAGAUCAAAUACAUUUCGAUUUAUUGCCAACGAUCAACGAAAUGCACACACAUUUGCGGAAUGUCGGAAAAAACUUUACGGAUAAAUCAUCGGAGGCGUUGGAUGUGAUGAAAUGGAAGACCCAUGACAUUCUUCGUGCAAUUCAAAAGAAACUGGGUGACGCAAUCUCUGGUCGCAGUACCGAAUAUGGUAUAAACAACUGUUUGGUUCGCAUUGGUGAAACCAUGAAUCUUCUCAUUGAUAUCUACGAUCAUAUUCAGGGGCAUCAAGAGCAAUCGCGAUUGAUUUCUUAUUUGAGUGACUUACAAUCGAUGAAUCAUCAAAAUGUUCAGCUCCCGCAAAAUAUCGAAUUCAUUCAAUUGGAAAUGAAUCUUCAAACAAAUCUUAUCCUUUCUCUGUACAAUCGAGCUAUGAAUGCAUUUAAACAAGCCAUUUUUCCGUAUGCCGCUGAGUAUUUGGACUUUUAUCAACUUCCAUCCACGCUGAUUGCGAACAACUCAGAUAUGAAUCAGUACACAACAGUCGUCACGCACAAAAUACAGUCGUUGAGGGAAAAAAUGCAGAUAUUCAACGCGACCGUUAUCAAUUCGAAUGAUAUGUCGAUACAUGUUGCGGAAUUCAACAAUGAGCCAGGUUCAAGAGGACCCUUUUAUGCAUGGUCGAAUAACGAAGUGCACGAUCAAAUCGAACAGCUGUUCAAUGGAACGAAAAUCUACCUUCUUGCCGAUGUUGAACGAAGCGACAAAAGAAACGCCAUCAAAUUUGCAACAAUUGAUAUCGAAUUUAGGUCUGCGAACCAAACAGUGAAGGGCCAGUUGAGUGAAAUCCUUGAAUCUUUCCACGUUUCAAUGACGCACAUGGGCGAAUCAAAUUAUCGAUGUAACAAUGAGUUUUACACAAUUCCCAGUCGGCCGUUGACCAUUGGGUUCAGCUUUGGUGGAAAAAAUAACAAACCGACUGACCGUAAUGCUGCGUACGAUAAACUUGUGGCUGGUUUCAGUUUAUUAAGUCCAUACACUUUGUGGGCCGUUCAGUUGAGGCAUGGUGACUUUGAUAAAUUAAAACCAUUUGCUCAUUUGGUUGAUAUCGAACUGCACGGCUUUGGACAAUACGUUGAAGAAGGCGCUUCGAUUUGUAACAGUAAUUUGGAAAAAUAUUAUAAACUUAAGGACGUUGCUCACGGUUGAGACUGAUGAGUCUAACUAACCAUUUUGAUUAUAUUUAUUAUUUAAUUGAAACAAGUCUAACGAAUUAAUAAAGUCAAUAAAACAGUUCAAUGUAUUAAAAAUAUUGAGAAAAAAAGUGUUUUGGAAUAAUAAUAGGUACGUACCGGUACCCAAGUAAGUGUCGGCACUUUGUAGCUCUGAAAAUGGCCAAUUUGAAUGUGCCAUUAAAAUAUCAAAAUUAUCAUAAAUUAAAAGUUUAUCCGAACUUACAAACGAGCUAGCCUAGAUCGUGUUAAUAACCUUUUUGAAAUCAGAUUUAAUGAUUACUAUACAAA
Molecule: messenger RNA, 5860 nt
Organism: Sitodiplosis mosellana (orange wheat blossom midge)
Lineage: Eukaryota; Metazoa; Arthropoda; Insecta; Diptera; Cecidomyiidae
Exons: 3
Coding region: 237-5546 (1769 amino acids)
Source: RefSeq, a predicted model, not a curated record